AUGCCUUACAUUGAGAUCAAUGGUGUAAAGGAGUGGAGGAACACCACGCUGGACGACUUUCGGCGGAUCAUUAUCGAAAAGCCGACGAUUAACUUUGGCAGCAAACUUCCCAAGGGCCAAAAGGGAAGCCAAAGCCUUGAGAAGCAAUAUGAGGGCCUCUUUGAGGCUGUCACCACUCUCGUCAAAGCUGUCUUUGAGAAAGAACUUGGCGAUGGGAUCACUUGGACAAGGCGUUUUUCCAAUGAAUUCUGCCGAUAUCUGCAGCUCAUUGCUCGCAACGACCUCAACGCCACGGGGAAGGACCGGGACUGUCUCUUCGAUCACCCAGAGAAACGUUGCUAUGUAGUCGUCGCCAUGGUUAUGCGGGUUCUUGAGAAGAAUGUACUCUCAAGCCUCCUUUUCGGGUCCGACAGUUCACAUCUGGCUCACUUGGACUGUCUGGAUCACAAGGAGAACAACGGCGUGUUUGCAAAGAGUACUAUGAUCGCUGAUGCGAAUCUCGAUUACCUGUCUCGCUACGUCGAUCUGCAGCCCCCGAAGUUCUGGCACGAAGCUCGCCGAGUGACGUCUCAAAUCUUCACUUUGCUUCUUCCACUGUUCAACGUUGUACAGAGACACACCCCUCGCGAUGCUGAUCUUCACGACUUGGCCCAAGGCGUGUAUAGUGCGGUUGUACACGCAGCUUGGCUCAAUGUUCAGGUCCGAACUGCACGCGGAAUUGUCACUUACACCUGGGUAAUGCCCGGCGAGCACAAUGAGGACGACCAGAUCAACUUGUCACCUACUUUGUACGCAACGUCGUGUGCGCUGGCUAAAGAUGUUCCCGCGGCUCGUUCCGCCGGUGAAGGUCGCGCUCGAGUGCUGUACAGUGUUGUGCCGAAAGUUGUCCAUUUCGAACUCAAGUCGGGACAAGAUGAGCAUUACUACUCACGUACUCUACUAAGAUCGCGGGUCGUCUACUACGCUGGGUUGGCGGAUCCUGCUGAGGACGCGCAGAGCCUUGACCCUGAUUUCGGCCUUGCAUUUGAGAGGCUUGAGAAGCCACUCUUCAUCAAGGCUUUGCCAGCCCUGUUGGUCCUCAUUGCUCUUGACAUGAGUGAUGGUGAUUUCACAUUUCUCAGUUGA
Molecule: messenger RNA, 1125 nt
Organism: Emericellopsis atlantica
Lineage: Eukaryota; Fungi; Ascomycota; Sordariomycetes; Hypocreales; Bionectriaceae
Exons: 3
Coding region: 1-1125 (374 amino acids)
Source: RefSeq, a predicted model, not a curated record